CCGUGACAGCGUCCCAUAGACUACUACAGUGCUUCCUAUAAUUUGCUGGCAACUGGGACCAGCGUGCCAUCGGAAUAUCUCAAAUCGAACUACUCGCACUCAAAGCGGAGUCCUUUCAUCGCCGAGUAGGAGAAAGAGGAAUUCGUUGUCCAAUUGACUCGGGUUUCCUUUUUUUUUGGUUUUUUCGCUGUGCGUGCGAUCUUGUCUUCGUUUGUGUUGUGUGUGUUGUGUCGUGUGUGUCCUGUGUCUGUGCCCUUCCGUGCGUGUAUGUUUGUCUGCGCGGGCGCGCGCCUCUCUGUCUGUGUGUGUGAGAGAGAGAGAGAGAGAGAGAGAGAGAGAGAGAGAGAGAGAGAGAGAGAGAUACCGAAUCGGGGGACGCGAUAGUUCAUCUGUUCGGGAAAUUUCGAGGAGUAGCCGACCACAGGUGUUGUUGGGGGAUCCCGCGGCGGGACCUGUUAACGGGCGAAAGGGGCAAGGAAAGGCGGAAAGGGAAGGAGGAAAGGGGAACGGGGGAAGGGGAAGGGCUGGAGAAAAGUGGGCAAAGGAGCAAUCAAUGGAGAAGGCGGAUAUGGCAGAGACAGGGGAGAAGGCGGAGAAGAGCGGAAAGGGUGAAGAUACCGAGACAUCGAGGUCAGGAAGUGCGCAUCUUACUUCGGCGGCCGCGUUUGUAGAGGCUGGGGUUCAGGAUCCCUGUGAAGAUGCCUGCAGUAUAUGUCUCGAAGCAUUUUCAGAUGACGAGCCCGGCACAAUUACGAACUGCAAUCAUGAAUAUCACCUACAGUGCAUCCUGGAAUGGGCACAAAGGAGCAAGGAAUGCCCAUUGUGCUGGCAGCCACUGUCGCUGAAGGAUCCGUCAAGUCAGGAAUUGCUGUUGGCAGUGGAGUCAGAGCGUGCGUUAGCAAGAGGGCGCGUGCAAGCCCCGUCGGUUUUCCCCAGAGCGUUUGAUAUCGAGUAUCCAUUCCCUGGUGGAUAUGCAGAUGAUGCUGAUCUGGAGCGGCGCAUUAUGCAUCAUCUUGCAGCUGCUGCUGCAGGCAUGUCACGAGCUAGAUUUGUGGCAAGCCGAAGGGAGAUCCUAAGAGGAAAUGGCACCCCAAGCAACACACAUUCAGGUUUGAGCAGUGGUAAUACGAGCAGCAGCAGCAGCAUUAGCAGUAAUGGCAGUGGGGGAGGGGGUAGCAGCAACAACUCGCAGCCGUCAUCACUUGUGGUUGGUGCAAGUGGUGCGUUUGGCUCAAUGAGUGAGGGAGUGAGCAGGGUUUUUGGAUUGGCUUCAGGUAGCUCGCAUAGCCCUGCGGGAAGCAACAGUGCCGGGAGUUCUCCAAAUCAAACAAUACAUGCUCCUGUGACUGGGACUGCCAGACCUAAUUUGCGAUCAGGGACAGAUGUGGGCAACUCUGUGAAUGCCACUGCUGCUGCAGGAGGUGGCGCUGGUGGAGGUGGUUUGUUGUCGGUAGGGAGCAGCCUUGUUGAUGUUUUUCCCAGGCUGCGGAGUGCUGCGGAACAGCAGGGCCAAACCGCCAACGGAAAUCAGCAAUCGAAUGGCCACCCUCACCACCACCACCAGUCCCACCACCGUAACCACCACUCCCAUCGAACCAUUGACACCAAUGAGGACCGACGUCCUCAAAACCACAACCACCACCACUCUCAGCGCCAUCAACAACAGGUGCUUCAAACUCAACUGCAGCAACAGACACAGCCUCGGCAAACUUCGCCCCCUCCUCAGUCGUCUAGUUCCCAGUGGGAUUUCCAUGAGUUUUCAUCUUUUUCAGAAGCGUUCAAGUCGAAAUGGGCGGCCGCUUCAAGCAGGUGCAGAGAUCUGACAAAGAUGACACGUGGAUUUCGGGAGAAGCUGCGUGUUCGGAAUGGGGCAAUGUCUGACCUGGGUGUUCGGGCAAGGGAGAUGGGUGUGAAUAUGGUUCGUGCUCUUGAACGAAUGGGGGCAGACGAAGGCCAGAGAUCAGCAGGUUCAAGUGGUGAGGGCGCAGCAAGUAGCAGUGGCAGUUCUGGAACGAGUGCGCGAACGAGGGGUGCGUUGUCUUCCAGCAGCAACAACGGGCGUCUUAGCUUCGAAGCUGUGACAACAAAUGCAGCAAGAAGGGUUGUACCAACCCUUACGGUCUGUGGUAAUGACGAGGUAGUUUGCCGAGCAGUGCCAGUGGUGGGCGAGGUGCCAGGUGUGGGCAGUGGUGGACGGGCCAGCAGCAGCAGCAUUCCAGGGGGCAGCGGCAGCAGUGGUACAGGAGCUAGCAGCAGCGGUGCAGGGGCCAGCAGCAGCAGCAGCAGCCUGCCAACCGCUGCUGUUGCUGCUGCUGCUGCUGUCCCUGGCACCACGCACAACGCUUUCUCCGAACGUGAGGAACGUACCCCUGACCCACUGGUUGACAGCGAUAGCGGGGGCAUCGUGUCGCACGAGACACCAGAGAGCAACAAUCAGGUGCACAGGGGGGAGUGCGCAGGAACAUCAGCCAUUGUCAGUUGUGAUACCGAGAGCAACGCGAGCAUGCCGUCAACGAGGAACGUGAGUGCAGAUGGUGAUGGGGAUAUGACUGGGGAUUCAAAGACAGGUAAACGACCCUCCACACAGGCGUUUAUGAGUGGCUUCUGCUUCUGCUGUGGCUGUUGUUGAAAGUGCUUUCGGAAGUCCCAGCAUGCGGCAAAGUGAGAGCGAAGGGAGUUGUUCUUGCUGCUGGUGACACAAUGGUGUGCGCUGAUGUGUCCGUGACCGAGGGAGAAAUGAGGAAACGCAUAUACGUGUGAAGCGAAGUGUUGUCAUCUCUUGUUAUGGCACCCACCUAAAUAGUUCGUAGUUGCAGAAUCUGUUUGCGACACCGUCGUUUCGUCUGGGAAGAUGGUUACUGGAAGCCCUGCAUUCAUCUGCAGGAGUGUAAGUUGGCUGCUUGAAUUUUCUGCUGAAUAAAAGAAACACGCAGGAGUUGGUUGUGCAUAAUAUUAGAUAAGGGAUGGGGGAUGUGAUACACUACGUAAACCAAGGAACGGAGCCGGACUUUGUUGUUGUGCAUAUAAUUUGUGUGUGGAAUCUAUGGAUUCAAAUGAUUCUGUGGCCUCUGUUUGUGACGUACAAGCCUCUGUCUGUGCGUGUGCAUGCGUGUGUGUGUGUGUGUGUGUGUGUGUGUGUGUGUGUGUGUGUGUGAGAGAGAGAGAGAGAGAGAGAGAGAGAGAGAGAGAGACAGAGGCAAGUAGGAAGGGCACGUGUGUAGCAAAACCGUAGGGCCUUUGGAGAGAGAGAGAGAGAGAGAGAGAGAGAGAGAGAGAGAGAGAGAGAGAGAGAGAGAGAGGAAGAAGCAGUGGAGCCGUGGAGGAAGGGCACCUGUGUAGGGAAACCAUAGGGCCUUGGGAUUCGAUGACAGGAUGAGCAGAGGGGGAGGCAUCCGGGUUGGCAGACCCCUUAUCUGUUUAGAAGAGAGUGAGGCAUUCGGAUGUCAUACGUGGUAUAUACUGAAUGGAACGUGAACUCUCAGGGAUGGGGAAGAAUGUGUCUGCUGCUGGGUGUCAAAAUACCAUGUAUGACGGGGUGUUGUGUGAGGGUGGCGUUGUUUUUGGUAAUUUUCUGGAAUUUCGCAAUGAAAUAGUAGUGCGACUCAAUGAAAUAGUCAUAGUGCGACUUUUGUCGCGUGGUACAUCUGAGCCCUAUUGAGGUCUGCUCUGGAAUGUUAAACCCAGGGGAGCUAUCCGUGCACCCAUCAGCGCUAGGAUCAGGCGGCGAACAGGAGAGCAGUGGAGAUUGUCUGAGACGGGAAAUGUCCAUACCGCGUCCUGUGGUGGUGGUGUGUGUGUGUGUGUGUGUGUGUGUUUGUGUGUGUAAGAGAGAGAGAGAGAGAGAGAGAGAGAGAGAGAGAGAGAUGCUUUCUGUUUCACGUUGCAGCACUUCUUACACGGUGAUGCACUACAGGAUGAUGCUCUGGAAAGAAAGAAUAACGGGAAGUGUGGACUUAGUGGAGUUUGUGGGGGCCUGUUCCUGCUUGGGAAACAGUCCACUACAGGAUGAUGCUCUGGAAAGAAAGAAUAACGGAAAGUGUGGACUUAGUGGAGUUUGUGGGGGGCUGUUCCUGCUUGGGAAACGGUCCGCGGCGCAUUGAACUGUGACGAAGUUGACCUUGUAAUCUCUCUCAAGCGUGGCGUACUGCCAUCAGGAUGACUUGGCAGCUCCGCUGAUUUUGCCAGUUUGUCCGUCCGCGUACACAGUGAUCUGAUCUAUGCAUUGCUAUAGCCAACAUGCUCAUACAACUGCAGGCAAGGGCAGGAGGAGGUGGUUGAGAAGGGUUAUUGCCUCCUCCCAGUAGGACUCUGAGGGGAGUUGUUGGCGAGGGUAAUCGGGGUUGCUCCCGCCUGUUCAUAGCAUAGCUUGGAAUCCAGCUGAGAAGCAGCACACGUGUGACUGCCCUCAUUUGCUAUAUGUGUAACUGUCUAUAUGGUUCUCAAAGCAUGCCUAGGUGUGCUAAAUCUUUAACCUUCCUGAAGGGGGUGUUGGGGGAAACCGCCCACUGUGACCUUGUCCUAUGGCAAGAGUGGUAUGAGGACACUUAUCUGGGCAUUGGAGGUGGGCAUUUGGUGAAGUUUUCCCAGAGUGUCGGGUGAAAUCGAUUGUACUUAAGAGACAGAGGUACGGCUAGUCGUCGCUGUUGUCAUCUAGACAGCAAGUGGUGUUAUUAUGCAAUUAUUACACACGAGUUAGUAUGGGAGUGGCGCACGAUUAUGUUCUGAGCCUUUUCUUCUCUGCAGUCUCUGUGCUGCUGCGAAAUCAUAUCCGCUCUGGUUACAAUGGGUUUGGCGAUGUACAGAGUUAACUGCCAGCUAACCAUGGUAAGGAGAGUGCGAUUGUGGGCUUUUCUUUGGUUGGUCCUUUAUUUUACGUGGUACCGGAAUUCGGGGUGUGGUGGUUUGAGGAGCAACGACGCCUCUCUUGGCGGCAGAAAACACCCUCUUUGCAGCUGGUUUGCUGGCUUUCAUGUAAUGAUUCUGGUGUGGCAGGAUCCCAGUUGCUGGAUUUCUUGUCCUGUGCUCAGAGGAGCAACUUGCUCUCACUGCCAACGGACAUCCUGAUUGGAGAAUCAUCUGCUUUUUUUUUGGUUGGGGGGGGGGGGUAGAAUCAUCUCUAAGAAGUCAUGUGCUGUUGAAAUCU
Molecule: messenger RNA, 5143 nt
Organism: Chara braunii
Lineage: Eukaryota; Viridiplantae; Streptophyta; Charophyceae; Charales; Characeae
Source: the annotation of a GenBank genome assembly